Cylas formicarius (sweet potato weevil) is the source of this 7485-nucleotide messenger RNA. RefSeq lists its product as uncharacterized. The record is from RefSeq and is a predicted model, not a curated record. The transcript has 2 exons. The coding region runs from base 5281 to 6975 and encodes 564 amino acids. Lineage: Eukaryota; Metazoa; Arthropoda; Insecta; Coleoptera; Brentidae.
UGACUACACUAAUAAGACACGGCUUAUUAUACAGACCGUUUUAAAUUGGAAAAAUGCAUUCCACUGUAUUCAUUCAAAGCAAAAAUAAAUGCACGCAACACACUAAGAUGAUUGUAGGUUUCUUCUGCAUCGGGCAUGAAUUUGUCUUGCAUCAUGUUAUAAAGAACAAAUCUAAUGGAGCAGCAAAGGUCUUGUUGUGGUGUGAUUUUCAGAAAAUUCGGGAUGACUUCGUGAUCUCUACAUUGAGAUAACAAGAAAAUCUUCUAGUUUUAGAUUUGUGCACUGGAUGUCAUCGCCACGUAAUUUUUCAAAGAAACUUCCGCAAGCUGUAGAACUUAUAGGUAAACUCAUUCUGGAUUUCUCCUGCGUCAUGUAUUGACACUGUUUCGCUGACAUUUUACCGAACAUGGUGGUGGCUUCUUCAGAUUGGUCAAACAUCAGCAAGACAGAGAACACACAAAAAGUCCAGAACCCCCAUAAGUUACUUCGAAAAACUAAAUCAUUAGAAAUUUUCAAAAAUGGUAUUUAAGUUAAGAUACCUGUUCGAUAUUAUUUUCUAAAAACAUAAUCUAGUAGCCUGGUUCAAGCUUCAAAGUUAACUACGAUAUUUACUAGUCAAAUAAGAGCAUAGACAGUCUUCUUAAAUAUUUGCGUCAUUGAACAAUUCAAGAAGAAGCGUUAAACGUGACGAGAAUCAAUAUAAUUUAAACGAUUAAAGAAAUUAACGCGGUUUCAAGUGAAAGUGCCAAUUUAACAAGUACCUUGUUUAUCUAAACAGAUAUACGGGGUUGUUCGCCAUUUAAUACAACAUUUUAUGUAUAAAUUAUUUCACACAUCAACAGAAACCAGGCAACAGCGCACUACGAGUAUUAAUGUUACUUUGACAGUGGCACGUAAUGGGAGCGAGUAAUUUUUUCAUUAAAUGUUCUCACUUUCACUCGUUAAAAAUAUUUACGUAUUCCUGCUUGUUGCCGUCGUUGAGGUAAAACAUAUUUUAUUGACUUAACUUGAAUCUCAAGUUUUAAAAUAUAGAAUCAUGAAUACAUAUUUUCAGUAUUUCACAUUAUCAUCGAGAAUAUUUCACUACGACUUUGAGUAUAGCGCAGACAAAAACUUCCUAGAAGUAUUAAAAAAAAUGGCAAAUCUUGUCCUAAAAUUGGAAUAAAUAAUCAACAAAAUUUUAGAGACGCGCAAGGGGACAUUUACGUUUCAUUGUGUUGCACUAUUCGUAUCGAGGCGGAAAUAUUUGGAGCGCAAAAUUAUAGAAAGAAAACUUGCUACAAAAAAGUAUUUAACUAUCUUAAAAAUAAAAGAAUUUAAGAAGAAUGACAAGUCACUCGAACAAUCAUAAUCAAUAAAACCGCAAAACGAGAGAUACAGAAACUGCUAUCUAUCAUGGAUGUUAUUUCAUAACAAGAUAACACUUGGACAUCAAAAGACGUAUGCAAAAAAGUGAACAGGACUCAUUAGAAUUAGACCAAUAUAUGUGGGUCGCAGGACCUUAACCGAUUCAUUAAAGCAGUUUUUUAUAUAUAUUAAAAAGCGUCUUCGUUUCUCCGAAAGCGCUGAAAAACCACCAAGAAUAAAUUAUGGGUUUUACUUUAAUAAGACAGAAUUUCUGAAAAAUAAGUCAGAAUUUCUAACAUAAGAAUAUCGAAAGGAACAGUGCCAAUUGAAAACAUAAACUAGGUUUUUUAAACUAUAACCUAUAUUUUCAACGCUUUGGUACACUUUUUUCUCACACAUUGUUGACACAUUUUUGGGGUUGGAUUUAGUUAAGUGUGCAUUAGGCACCAUUUUUAAAUAUUAACUGGAAUAGUUUAGGAAGCAUUUUAAUGGUCUAGCAAAGGAAAAAUCUCCUCUAGCCUAAAUCUCAGUGGAAAAAGCCCUUUAUCCUGUAAACUUUUAUGUAGCCCUAAAACGAGAGAACAGAUGACACCGGUACGGAAAAGAAAGUGCCCCCGUAGAGAGCGACGGGUUGAUUAAAAACCAAUGCAUCUCUUUUUGAAUAAAUCGAUCCCUAUAUACAGUGAAAGUUUUGAAUAUCGACGGCCGGGCGCGAGCUGCGGAAGUCGUCUUCUUCGCAUCUGCCCAUAUAUCGACUCGUUUCACGUCGCUCGCCGACCGAGAUGCAAAGUCGAUUUCGCGCGUCAACACGGAUUUCUUUUCUCGACGCGCGUCCCGCGACGAUGACCUUGGGAAAGUCGCGUCCAAAUUUACAAUCGGAAUUAGUAAAAAAAAAGCGAAUGUUGCGUUUCAACGGUCCCACAAUAUACUUUCUCCUAAAGUGAAGUUCACGCGCGGCCUUUUGUUUUUCCACCGAGCACGCCAUACGAAUUAUUUCUACCUGGCAAAACAAUCUCGAUACUCGUCGCAUGUCCGAAUCCGAAUGACGCUGCAUACAAAUCGAUAGGGUUCGGGUCCUAAACGUAACGAUCAUAUAUCAACUAUAACGACUCGCCCGUUUAUUGGCUUUAAAAAAAUCAAAAACAUUGGUUUGUAUUUACGUAGACAAGUAACAAUGUAUGUAUAUUAAGGCAUUCUUAAAUAAAACAAACGAGCAUUACAGGAAUGCUCCAUUUCCGAUGGCUGUGAGUUUGGAAAUCAAUGCCUGACAGAUUUAUGACAUCUAACUUAUCAUUUUUUACGGUUAUUGUUACUUUAGUACAAAAAUUACAAUAAUGCAGAAAAUACUAUUAGCAAAUGGAACAAAUGAAAAAGAUAAUUUACUGUUACAUUAAUUGCCCAACUAACGGUCCCCAAAUUUUCAAAUUCUUCUAUUAUUUUUUUCAAAUGUUUCAAAUAUAAUAAUAUAACACCGUUAUAGAACAAUAUACCGGGUUAGUAAAAAGUAUCGGAACGCUUAAAUACUUCCAAAACUGCCAAAGCUGGAACGAUAAAAAAUACCUGGGGGUUUUUACACAUACAAAAUUCAAAUAUGAAAACAGCAAUAUUGUUAGAUUUGUCAUUUCCACGUUGCACGUCAUAAUUUUCUUGCUCUAUUUACUUUUGUUUGUUUUGUUUUGUUUCUAUCGCUUAGUGAGCUACGGCAGUAAAAAGUAUCGGAACCAGGGCUGGGCUGAUUUUAAUUUUGUUUUUUUUUAAUUUGAAAUCAUAACUUAAAUCAAACUCCUAUUUUUUGUUAUCUUUUUUUUUAUUGAGACCAACACAAAAAGCACAACGUAAAAAUAUUUUCAACAAUAAAAAGUAAACACAACUCUUUUCAAAAAUUAGUUAAAUAACAUAAUAACGUACACUUUAUGCUUCUGCAUUUUCGUUGUAUAGUUUGAACAAAAAUACUAAUUUUCCCCCUUUUUCUAUCCCAAUCCUAUUCCUUAUGCCUGAGUGUACACAACCAAAAGUGAUGCUAGUGAGGAAGCAGAUGCACACAGGCACAGUUUGAUUAUUGGUUCAACUUUUACUAAUUACUAAUGGCAAAAGUCCAGUGUUUCCAUAUAAAUUAUUUAUUGUUUCUAAAGGCAGAUUAUUUUGUUCUUGUGUUUACUCAUAUUUUUGCUUUUGAGGGUUCAACAUAUCGGCUAUAAAACGAUAUGGCGUAUUUUUGAUAAAGGUAAUUCUACAACAUUCAAGAAAAUAUAUUGUAACUGUUUCCACUGCUGCACAGCAUCUGAGAUAGUAGCGUUUUCCUCUGCAAAAUAUCAAGAGCCACCGAUAUUGCUCUUAAAAUGCUUAAAUAUUCUGGGUGCUGUAUGUUUAUGUCCAAUAUUUCACACCUUUUGGUAGAUGGUCGAAUCAAUUUGGUUUUUGUUUUCUUCACAGAUUUUUCAUAAUAUAUUCCACUGAGUGACGUACACCAUUAGACCAAUCAGCAACGUAUCACACAUCACUUGGAAAGCUUUGUAUUGACUGAAUUUCGCUUUAGCUAGAUGAUUAUCGCGAAAAUACUUAACGAUUUGUUCUGACAGAGAAGAAAAACGUUUUGCCUUUUCCUCCUCACAGAUGUCAUCUAUAGGGCUUGUUGAUAAUAUUUUUCUUGGUGGCGGCUUAUAGCCAGGUCAUAAUAAGUGAAUAGCUUUUUUUACUUCAGAGUUUUCAAUGCAUCGAAAACUCGAACUAGUAGCAAAAAUUUUAAUUUUAAUUUUAUCGUUCCAGCUGUGGCAGAGUUUUGGAGAUAUUUAAGCGUACUGGUACUUUUUACUGAAGAAGCGGUGUUGCCGUAGCUCAGUAAUUAAUAAAAACAGAAUUUUAAAACAAGCCCUUGCGAAAAUUGUAAAUGCAUAAUUAAUUGCAACAAAAAUAAAUAGGGCAUUAAAAUAAGAAAGUUAUUUGCCUACGAAAAUACAUGCAUCCUGUAGAUAUAACAAAAUAACAUCGUAAAAGCAUACAUGAAUUCAAAAACUUUUUUUGUGUUUAAGUUUUUCUUUAUGUUGUACAGGUUCUGAGAUAAGGUGUGAUAAAACAUAAAACACAAAAAUGCAUUUCAAACGAACAUUCAUUUAUUUAAACGCUGGGUUAAUUUUUAAGGCAACAUUAAUAAAAUUAGUUUUUAAUCUAAUUAUGAGGAAAUGCUGCUUUUUAUUUUAACAGUUAGUUUUUCGGUCAAUUCGGUUUCGCGGCAUUCGGGUGACAUGGAAUAACAUUACACUCAUUAUAAAAGAAAAUAAUUACGAAAAAUAAAAUAUUGAUUCCGACAGUGGGGAAAGUGCCGCCGGAAAAUAAAUUAUUCUCUUUUAAUCUAAACGAAAAAUGUGAAAUACUACUUUUAUUAUCAGCGACGCUUCAAAAGCUUGCACAUAAUACCUCGUUGUUCCUUUGUAUUGCCUAUAAUUGCCACGCAUUUCCAUAAAUUGCCUAAUAUUUUCCCGUACUCGCAGCCUCGCAAUUUCGCGUACUACUUUAUACUUUAAAUGGUCACACACAACUCCGACAAUCUUACGAUUUGACCUAUACUACCCUCAAACAAAUAUCUCAUACUGAUUCCUAUGUCCACCGAAUUACCCAAAUAAUUUAGUCUGUACUGCCUGGAUACGAGACAGCGUACUGCCUAGCAGUUUUGCCUAAUUCAUAUAGUCCAAUAUUGGUCCGAUUUAACCCAUACUGCCCCUAACGAAUACCCCCUACUGUCUCGUAUGUCCCGCGUAUUACCACUACAAUUUAACCCGUACUGCCUUGUCAUGAGACCCCAUUCUGGCUCGCAGUUUUGCAUUCUAAGAAAAACUACCCAAUUAUUUAGCCCAUACUGCCACGAAACAAAUAAAUUUUAUUAUUAUAUUAUACGCGCAGUAAACAAAAUGUUACGAAACGCGGCCAAUUUUUUCAAUGCGCCCACCGAAGAAAGCGGCGUGUGCUGGACAGCGACCGCUCCCGCGUUUUGAUCAUUUAGAAAGAGACAUUAACCGUAUGGUACCAAGCCGAUUUCUUGUCAGAAGUGCGCCAACACGCGUACGCACGGUACCGUUGAACGGUCGUACCGCGAUGAAGUGGUCGAGUAUACUCGUGAUGCUUGUGUUUGGGGUAGCUUUUGGGUCUCGCGCCAUCCCCGACGACAUCGGCGGCGGGGGCGCGGUCACGGAGGCGCCCUCUCGUUCGGUCAAAGACUUGCCACCAAUCGACAUACAAAAUAUCGCGGAACACCGCCAAUACGUCGAGAGGCCAGCGCCGAAAAGAAGAAGACUUCGUAAACGCAAAAAAAAACCGCCGCCCACCGUGACGACGGAAGAACCCGAGGAAAUCGCCACGUUGCCGCUACAACCCGAUGACGAACAGUCCAAUUACGACCUCAAAUCGAUCCUCAAACGAAACGGCGGUCUGAGCCUGAGCGAGAUCCUCCAGAAAAAAAACCUGACGCUCGUCGAACUACUGCGUGGCAACAAAAAAGCGAUCUCCGCGCUGACUGCGCCCAUCGACCGCAACUACGAUUCAUCCGAGCAGACAACGUCGUCGCCAGAACUUGCAACCGAACGUAGGAUAUUCGUGCCGUACCACCCCAUAUAUUACACGUCGGUAGACGUCAAGCUGCCGCCGUUCGAGGUGUCUUCGACGACGACCUCCACAGCGAAACCGCAACCUCGUCGAAAAACUAAACCGCCGAAAAUCGACGCCGCCGGCGACAUCUACCGAUACAACGGCGCGAACGACACGGACCACGGCCCGUUGAAAUUAUCGAUCGGGUUUGAAGAGGUUAGGACGCAACCGACGACGACGGCGACGAAGGAAAACGAGAAAAUAAAACCGUUAACGGCGAGGGACGAGAUAAUGUCGAUUAUGGAGCGACCAGACGAGCGCGAUCGGAUACUGCGUGUCCUGCAGCUCAGAAACAUGACGGUCGAGGAACUGAUCGAGCAGAGAGAGCGCGGCUCGAGCCAGAUCCAUCUCGCCGACAUUUUUCACAACGACGACAAGGAACCAGAACCCGACGUGGUGCACGUAGUGUCAGAGACUGGGGUCGACUUCGAGACGAUGAUGGCGGAAGAGACGGGCGACCUUCCGGCGUUAAACAGGCGCCAAAAGAUACCGCAGUCAGUCACGAUCGUAACGACUACAAGCUUUCCGUCAGUAAAAAUCGAAACCGUAAAGGGGACCGCCGAAAUUUACGCAGAUACAUUUCGUUACGGCGACGAUGCAGAAAUGGUGAUUUUAGAGAGUAACCUAUUGGAAGCAGACCGCAACCUCGACAAUACGGAGGCUAAAUUGUACUUGACGAGUGAGCAGCUCCAACUAGACGACGAAACGUACGUGUAUUUGCCGUCGGGGGUAAAGUCUGCCGUUUUGGCCAGUAUGGCGAUCGCGGGACUAUCAGUGCUGGUGUUUCUCGCGGUUAUGUUUGGGUUCCGCUGGGCCGGAGUCAAGACGGUAAAUUACCGGUGGGGCGACAAGACGGGCGCGACACCAUUUUUCGAAACGCAGCGGCGGAACAUAAAACAUUUUGUAGUGGGAACGUUGGGGAAGAGUUACUGCAAGAGCCCCGCGCACAGGCCCAACGCGUGGCAGAGCAAAGCGCAGCAACCAUUUUAGAUUAUGAAUGUUAUUUAUUAACACACAUCCGAACACGCCAAAAAGAAAAUUGAGAAAUCAGAAAAUAUUCAGAGAAAAAACAGUGUCUGAUAUUCUGAACAAUUCUGCCAAAUUAAAAACAGUGGACCAAAAUUAAUUAACCCACAAUUUUAAUUAAUUGUUUUUGCAAUACCAUGAUUGUAGAAACAUUUAUUUAAAUGUUAAAAAUUUUGUUGAAACUAUAUUGAAACUUCGAAUUUUGUUGGCAAUAUCGGUCAUCGAAAAAUAACUGUCUGUAAUUGUGAAGAGUGUCUUCACUGGUCAACAAAAAAACAACUACGACUCAUUCAUGGUCCCAAGACAUAUUUAUUUAUUAAAACUUCAUGAGUUUUGAAAACAUGUUUGAAUUUUUCGCAAGUUUUUUUUUAGAGUGUGUAUGUGUGUGUGACGCCAUUGUUAUAUAUUUAUUUAUUGACAUACCCAAAGAUUAUUUAAAACAUGUUAUAGGAGAAAUAAAAAGUUAUUAUUUUA